AAAGGAAGCAGGAUGGCAUUAAUUAAUUGUGCCAAAUGUCUAUAUAUUAGCAGCCAGAAUAGUUAUGCCAUAUGAUUGGCACAGAAAAGAAUAUACCUAGUGUUCGCCGGUGAGUGUACAACUACAAGAUCUGCGUUUUUUUCUAGCUAGCUCUAGCUAGCAGAUGAAGUAUCUGGUGUUCAGCGCUGCUCCAAGCAAAUUAGGCAAAAACCAUGGCAUCCAAACAGAUGGUACAUAUGAAUCGAGGCCAAGGGGAAACAAGCUAUGCUCGAAACUCCAUUCUUCAGAAAAGCUGUUAAUCCCGAGUAAAACGCACCUGCAGAACGCUGAACAGAACAGGAUGAGGCCGCUGAUAGAAGACGCCAUCGCCGACCUCGUAUGCAGCAGAAGCAUGGUGAUCGCCGACCUGGGCUGCUCAUCCGGCCCGAACGCGCUCGCGCUCGCGUCGAUCGCCGUCGACGCCUUCCGCCGCCGGUGCCUCGCGCUCCGGCGGCCACCGCCACCGGCGGAGCUCUGCGUACUCCUCAACGAUCUCCCCGACAACGACUUCGCCACGGUGGUGAAGAGCCUCGUGGAGUUCAGGCGAAACAACGGCGACGAGCCUGUCCUCCUGACCGGCGUCGUGCCUGGCUCCUUCUACGGGAGGCUCUUCGCCGCUGAAUCCCUGCAUCUCGUCUGCUCGUCCAACAGCCUCCACUGGCUCUCCGAGCAGGCUCCUGAAGAUCUGAAGAUGAACGGAAUUCCGGCAUACGACGUUGACGCGAACGUGAGGAGAGAGAGACGAGCCGUGGUCGUUGGGGCUUAUGCACGGCAGUUCAGGAAGGAUUUCAUGGCGUUUCUGAAGAUGAGGGCUGUAGAACUGGUCCCAGGAGGCCGAAUGGUACUCUCACUUGCAGGCAGGCGAUCUGUUGAUCUCGCCUCCGAACUCACGCACGCAUGGGAAUCCACAGCCAUGACCCUAAGUGACAUGGUCACUAUGGGUGUGAUUGACAAAGAAAAGUUUGAAACAUUCUACAUGCCGAUUUACGGACCUUCCGAUGAAGAGAUCAGACAGAUCAUCCAAGAAGAAGGGUCCUUCUUGAUACGGGAGAUGCAGGUACCUGAACUCACGAGUGGUGCGUACAGCGCGCUGAUCACCUCGGCAAGGGUAGCAAGUAUGCUGAGAGCCGCAUUCGAGCCCAUAAUUGUUCAGCAUUUUGGACCGACCGGAUGCGAUGGAAAAGAAGGGAUCAUGGAUGAGUUCGUGAGGACGGCGGAGCGUCGGUGGAGCUUGGAGGGCAGCUUGCAAGACGAGCUUGCACAAAACCCUCGAGGCGUUCUGCUUGUGUCCCUCGAGAAGAAGCCGUCAUGACCAUCCGGUAGAUUAUAAUUAUAAUUAUGUAACUGCUACCUUCUGUCGACAGUAAAUCCAUUCUUAAAUCUGGUAGAUUUUAUACCACUAUAUUGGCCGAUUUUAGUUCAUAAAAAGAAAUUUUUUAGUUGUCA
Oryza sativa Japonica Group (Japanese rice) is the source of this 1485-nucleotide messenger RNA. RefSeq names its product probable jasmonic acid carboxyl methyltransferase 2. The record is from RefSeq and is a predicted model, not a curated record. NCBI's taxonomy places the organism in Eukaryota, Viridiplantae, Streptophyta, Magnoliopsida, Poales, Poaceae. Gene Ontology annotation, biological process: methylation. Gene Ontology annotation, molecular function: S-adenosylmethionine-dependent methyltransferase activity.